GCACGGGGGACAGAGGGCCCACGUAUUUGUUUCUCAACACAUUAAAAAGGGGUCUCUGGGCCAGGCAGGGUGGCUUACACUUGUAAUCCUAACACUUUGGGAGGCCAAGGCAGGAGGGUUGCUUGAGGCCAGGACUAGCCUAGACAACAUACAAUCUACAACAAAAUAAAAAUUAGCUGGGCAUGGUGGUGCAUGUCUGUAGCCCCAGCUACUCAGGAGGCUGAGGCUGCAAAGGGCCACAAUCUUGCCACUGCACUCCAGUCUUGGUGAAAGAGACCCUGUCUCAAAAAAGGCGGGGGGAGGGGAGGUUUUUUUGGAUUCAAAGCUGGAAUACAACUAGUUAAUAAAAGACAAUUUAUUUCUUCACUGCACUAGAAUGUGUUGUUUACUAACUUUUCUCUUGUCUCUACCUGAAGCCACUUCUCCUUCUGCUGUUUCUUUGUUCCCAGCAGUUACUGGCCCAGAGUGGGACCCACAGCAGGUAGCCUGGACAGUGACUGAACUGUUCUGAAAAAAUCCAAGUACGAAUCGUCUGUCAAAGAACACUCCUUCUUCCUGGGAAUAUGUGCUAUGUGUAAAUCAAGAUCCAAGAACAUCUAACACCUAAGAGGACCGUAAAAAUCCGUGGGAAAAAAUGAUACGCACAUUUCUAAAUGUGCUCCAGGUCAAAAUCUCACUGUCAAAUGGUGAAGCUGCGUUACAAACCAUCCUUACACAAUUUCAAAAAGUUCCUGAUUAUGGUUGCUUCAUAAGAGGUUCCUCUCUUUAGCUCUUCCCUUCUGAAAAAAAGAAAGCCAACUUUCCUUUUGAAUACACACCCCAACCCGCCCCAGCACACACAGAAAUGGGGACUGUGAGCAGAAGCAACCUCGCUCACCAUCUGCAAACCAAUCUCAUUCUAUUUUAUGUCGGUGUUGUAGGUGCCUGUACUGUCUCCAUCACACAACCACAGUACCUAGAAGUGGACUACACUUACAAGGCUGUCACCAUAAAGUGUACCUUCUUCGCAACCGGGUGCCCUUCCGAGAGACCAACACACCUGUGGUUUCGCUAUGGCGCUCACCAGCCUGAGAACCUGUGCCUGGACGGGUGCAAAAGUGAGGCAGACAAGUUCACAGUGAGGGAAGCACCCACAGAAAACCACGUUUCUCUCACUGUAAACAGAGUGACUUCAAAUGACAGUGCAAUUUACAUCUGCGGAAUAGCAUUCCCCAGCGCAUUGGAAGCAAGAGCUAAGCAGACCGGAGGAGGGACCACACUGGUGGUAAGAGAAAUUAAGCUUAUCAGCAAGGAACUGUGGAGUGUCCUGACAGCUCUUAUAUCACUGCUCUCUGUCUAUGUGACUGGUGUAUGCGUGGCCUUCAUACUCCUCUCCAAAUCAAAAUCCAAUCCUCUAAGAAACAAAGAAACAAAAGAAGACUUACAAAAGAAGAAGAGUGCUCGGCGUAUUUUUCAAGAAAUUGCUCAAGAACUAUACCAUAAGAGACAUGUGGAAACAAACCAGCAACCUGAGAAAGAUAACAACACUUAUGAAAACAGAAGAGCACUUUCCAACUAUGAAAGACCAUAGAAAUGUUUUAGUGUUCAAUUAACUCACUGAAAAUCCAGCUGCAGGAGCUAUGGCAGUGUUAAUGAACAUACACCAUCAGAUCUUAAAAAAAAUAAAGGUAAACAGAAAAGACAACUGGCUACAAAGAAGGAUGCCGGAAUGUAAGGAAACUACAACUAACAGUCAUUAACAAAAUACUAAAACCCAACAAAAUGCAACUGCAAAAUACCUUCCAAAUUUGCCAUGAAAAAAUUCUAUUUUAAACACGUAUCCUGAGUUUGUUUCAUUCCACGUGAGAUGUGUGAUGACUGCCAUCCUGAAGAUCUGAAGCUAAGCCAUAUGCCUCAGUCUUGAGUGGAAGAAUCAUCUUUGUGGUUUGUGGAAAUCAUGGGACAAUUAAAAUAAGUUGAGAGGGUGCAAAGUGACAAAAUUUGAGUUAGAGACGUUCAUUUUGAAAAGCACCUUAGUGAAAGUUACUUCCUCUGAUGCUGUCAUGGGGCACUGGAGUAGCUUGCCUGCCAGGGUAUGCAAAGUAACUUACAUCAUGCUACUAGCAAAAUGAGAACAGAAUAGUGACUAGAAUAAGAAAAUUAAAACCAAAAUACAGAAAGUCCAAAGCUGAAGGUUAAACAGAGGAAAUUUCAGAACAAAUAAACCACAACUGACUCUAGAUGUCAGUGUUGUGCCAAGUAUCAGCACCAGGGAAGGUGUGGGCAACAUGUCUACUUUACAAGUACAUUUGUAAUACUGAUUUUUAACCAAUUUAGGAGGGAAAUGUCAAUAGGAGGCAAGGUACAGCAAGGAUAUUUACGGAAUUCAGGACCACUUCACUAAGAAAACAUGAUACAAAUUGUCCUUUGAAAGCUACUUUGGUAUAAAAAAUCUAAAGAACUCAUAAGUAUCAGUAUUAUUAAACACAAAUUACAACCUUACAAACUACUAUGUUUAUAUCAUUUAAGUGUUUCUUUUAAACUGGUAUUGCCUGAGAUGUAUUCUUUUUAAAACUUAGAAUUUUAAAUACUUUAAGAUUCCUUUGAAAGAGUUUUUGCACUGAUGGCUGAAAUCAGUGAUAUCAAACUUUUCCUGAUCAUAUGUGCCCAGAAAAAUGGACAGAGGAAAGGAGGGAGGGUGGAACCUCAUUUUAUUUGUGUGUAUCUAUGUAUACAUGUGAGUGCACAUGUGUGUAGGCACAUGUGUUUUGUGUAUAGUGUAUGCGUGAAUAUGUACGUAUGUACCUUAUACACAAAAACAGAAAUUAAACAAUGGCAUAAGCAGCAAUACAAAUAAAAAAUGCUAACAUUUUCUUGCCAUAUUGCAAAAUAAACUGUCUUGUG
This is a messenger RNA of Cebus imitator (Panamanian white-faced capuchin), 2883 nucleotides long. RefSeq names its product immunoglobulin superfamily member 6 (gene IGSF6). The record is from RefSeq and is a predicted model, not a curated record. The transcript has 6 exons. The coding region runs from base 845 to 1570 and encodes 241 amino acids. NCBI's taxonomy places the organism in Eukaryota, Metazoa, Chordata, Mammalia, Primates, Cebidae.